Molecule: messenger RNA, 2181 nt
Organism: Verruconis gallopava
Lineage: Eukaryota; Fungi; Ascomycota; Dothideomycetes; Venturiales; Sympoventuriaceae
Exons: 3
Coding region: 661-1809 (382 amino acids)
Source: RefSeq, a predicted model, not a curated record
CUGGUUCAAAAGAUGAAUCUCUGAUCGGUCCACGCUCUGGAGAAGACCAUGACCAGCGGCCGUGAAAUCAGGCGGAGAACAUGACAGUUAAGAUCUCGCUUGCUUGAAUGUCUGUGUUGCCCCCAGACGACGCUGGCGGAAUCUUCACGGAUACCCGUUGGACGGGCGAAGAAAAAACGUUUUGGCUUCUCUUUUACGCGGUGGAGCCUUUUGUCGCCAUUUUGAACUCUAGAACUAAACUGCUUGAAGGUUGAGCCGUCGGCAAACGAGAAGUUUCGUCUGGCGUGAAUGGAUUGCAAUGCCACGUCUCUUAAUCCGCCGUGGAGAAUCACUUAAGGAAGACAAGACGAAAUGCAAAGUCUGAUCAGGUGUUUCAGACGGGAUGGUUCUUCGGCGAGUCGUUCUUCCUGGCGUGCGCUCUCUUCGAAACGGCUUCGACCAAUCGCAGCAACGCUUCCUACACUUGAACAAGACGCCCACGCGCCCCCAGGCUUCAACCGCAAACGUGAUGAGCGAGCCGGAAGUGUCGUUGGCUUUCGCCCGUUCGUUAACUUCGCCAGCAAGUGAAAGAGGUAAAGGGAGCUUCGAUUUGAUAUAAGAUGGCUCUUAGCACGCCUACGUCCUCGAUGGCUCUGCUGUCCACUCGCUCCCUCUCUAAUCAUGGUGACGGGCGGAGGAGGAAGCAACUUUGGAGAAGACAUCGGCAGAGCUCUGCAUGACACGACGAAGAAUCGAUGCGACCAUCCUGCCAUCACCCGUCCUUCCACCGUUGCCCGUCUGGUCAUUGAUGGAUCCUGUCUGCUGUUCGCCGUCCUGUUGCUUUGGCUGUGGGUCAGGACGAGACGACGAUUACCGAGCGUCAAGUCCUUGCUUCCAUGGUAUACGUACGGGACUCUGCUAGGCUUGACAGCGCUGUACCUGACCUUGGGCCUAGUUCUCACAACGCUCAAAGCCUGCUUCGUCACCACCUCCUCCAGCACUGUCAUCCUCGGCGCGCUCGCCAACGCAGCUUCCGGCAUCGCCGACCUGGUCCUUCUCCAGAUCGUUUUCUAUUCCUUGACCAGACGGCUGCUGCGCCUUGGCGGAUGUCAGACGAGAUUCGUCUCCAUGCUUAAUCUCGUUGGCUUGUCUUUGUCGACGACCGCCUUCCUUCCGACAACCGUGCUUUCCACCGUGGCUAGCAUCUUCAGACUCACCUCAGGACAUGAUCCUACCUCGAAAUCUCUGCUGGCCAACCUGAGCAUCUACUUCUCGGCCGCGUUCUACACAUCCUACUUCGCAGAAAUCCUAGUCGGGUCUGCCACCCUUGUCUUCGCAGCGUCAAGGCCAGACCCGGGCACGAUUGUCCCGUCAAAGAGCUACCCUUUGAUCGGCUGCACGAUCGGUUUUCUUCUCAUCGGAAGUGGUUCAGCCGUCGCACAGAUGUUUGCGUAUUCUCUUCCCUCAAGGAGGCUACCAGACCUGGCUUGGGUCCUCUUUCUCGCGAUAUUCAACGUGUGUUUCAUGCUCGCCACAUUCACUGUUCUGCAGAUCGCCAGAGCUAUUGCCGUACCGGUCGUCGAUCCAAAAGGUAACUCAACUUGUGACUCCGAGGCGUCCGAAGCGAUCCGGGCAGUGGUUCAUAAACGCUGCACUCAUGUCUGUGGCGCAGAUAUUCAAUUGCCCAGGCAUACACACCUGCCAAAGAGACGGGUAUGGCUACCCGCCGUGUCUAAUUCACCUAAUUCUUCCCGGUGGCGUCUUAGCUCACCGCUGGUAAAUUUACGGUCUCCCCUUCUGCCAACCCGAAAUGCACAGUACGCAUUCUGAGCGGGAUCGAGAAACGAUCGCCACGAGUGCACGGAGAGCUCUGAAGUCAGAACACUGCAAACUUCAGCAUGUGUUGAUGACUUCAAUGCAGGCUGUACGAACGACGUUUAAGAGACCUGGGUGAUCUUUUUGCCUGCCUUCACAUCCAUAGAUGGAUACCGCUGACUUCGGGAUCCCACUUGCCUAGUGAGUAGCAUUUGCGCUAGGAAACCGCUUUAGUGUCAUUGGUGAACGAUGGUGAUCAAGAGGGAUGCUUCUCAAGUACAUGUGCAUGAGAACGUUCAAAUAAAUGAAAUGGCGAUUAAAUAAGAACCAAUGCUCAUUAAUUAGAAGAGAAACCCCUGCCACUAUCCUACAACAAGUCUCCUAUCC